GCGUUUAAAGCGGCCCAAUUUCAUCCCUGGGAACUGAACUGCAGAAGUGAAUCAGAGGGCGGGAAAAAGGAAAAUACUGCAGAAUUAGGGCACAAUUCUCUUCUGCGUUCCCCUUUUUUCAGUUCCACGGAAAUCAGUCUCCCGACGACUUUUGUCUAAUAUCUUCGUCUGCCACUGAUUUGAGCAACUUUGGCAGUCGAUCGAAGCUUCAAAUGUCGGGCAGAAAGGAAACAGUUUUGGAUUUAGCGAAAUUCGUGGACAAGGGUGUCCAAGUCAAACUAACUGGUGGAAGACAAGUGACUGGAACUCUGAAAGGGUAUGACCAAUUGCUGAAUCUUGUUCUGGAUGAAGCGAUAGAAUUUCUUAGAGAUCCAGAAGAUCCGCUGAAGACUACUGACCAGACCCGUCGCCUUGGCCUCAUAGUUUGCCGCGGAACUGCUGUGAUGCUUGUUUCCCCAACAGAUGGCACAGAUGAAAUCGCCAAUCCAUUCGUCCAGCCUGAUGGGGCUUAGAACUUUUCUCUAACAUAGUUUCUUGCGAUGCCCCAGCUUGUCAGCAUGGUUAAAAUCACGACUUUAUGUGAUCAUCUUCGUGUACUGUCUGGGCAAUCAUUAGUUACAAGGAUGAUUUGUCUUAAACCACUUGACUUACCUAUGAAGUAGAUUCUAUGGCAGUGAUUAAAAACAUAAUCAAUUGUGUUGAUUCUCUCCUGUGAAGUAUAUGUCUGGAUGUUUAUGAGGGGAACUAGGUUUUGGUGGA
Sesamum indicum (sesame) is the source of this 759-nucleotide messenger RNA. The record is from RefSeq and is a predicted model, not a curated record. Lineage: Eukaryota; Viridiplantae; Streptophyta; Magnoliopsida; Lamiales; Pedaliaceae.